This is a messenger RNA of Merops nubicus (carmine bee-eater), 543 nucleotides long. It is a transcript of the gene N4BP2L1, whose product is annotated as NEDD4 binding protein 2-like 1. The annotation marks the transcript as partial. The record is from RefSeq and is a predicted model, not a curated record. Lineage: Eukaryota; Metazoa; Chordata; Aves; Coraciiformes; Meropidae. The transcript has 5 exons.
GGGCUGCCCGGAGCCGGGAAGAGCACCCUGGCCAGACAGCUGAAACGUGACUAUCCCAGUGCUGUAGUUCUUAGUACUGAUGAUUUCUUUAUCGAAAACGGUGUGUACGUGUUUGAGCCUGACUUCCUAGAGGAUGCACACAAAUGGAACCAAAAGAGAGCGCGCAGAGCAAUGAAGAAUGGGAAAAGCCCGGUUGUUAUUGAUAACACCAACAUCCAUGCUUGGGAAAUGAAGCCCUAUGUGAUGAUGGCACGUGAAAAUAGAUAUGAAGUUAUAUUCCAAGAACCAGAUACACCCUGGAAGUUCAAUGUUCGAGAACUGACAAGAAGAAAUAUUCAUCAUGUCCCUCGAGAAAAGAUACAGCAGAUGAAAGACCAAUAUGAGCACAAUGUUACCUUCCACAGUGUUCUUCAGUCUGAAAAGCCAAGCAGAGAUGAGAGAAGCAGCAGUGGACCAAAUGCAGCUUAUGGCAGGGGUGCCCGUUUCAGCCCCACUUUCUCAAACAGGAGACCUCGUGGCACGUACACACAACAUGCCAUUUAA